ACAAUGUAUAAUUUACUGUAAAUAUUUAGCAAUAUUGCUUUAAGAAAAAUAAAACUUAUUCCUCUAUAAACAACAUACAAUACUAGUAAUGAAAUAACUUGUGUGAAACAUGUUUAUUCUGUGCAAUUAUUAUUAGAAGAUGUCAAGGUAUUGGUCUCCAUAUGUUCAUACAUUUGAUGUUUUAUAAAUGAAAAAAUAUAUUUUAUAAUAGAAAUCAAUGGAAGCCAACACUUGGAAAGAUGGUGUUGACACCCAGACAGUAGUGGAGCCGUCCUCUCCAGUAUGUCCCGUUUGGAAGCCGGACUUGUACAAGCUACAGCAAGAGGCACCCAGGCCGCAUGCGGUGAGUUGCCAGCAGGUUGAGGAAUCGCAUGCUACUUACGGUGCGGCUUUCCACGGUGCCAUCACUCAGGCCGAGGAAUCGCAUGCCACUUACGGUGCGGCUUUCCACGGUGCCAUCACUCAGGCCGAGGAAUCGCAUGCUACUUACGGUGCGGCUUUCCACGGUGCCAUCACUCAGGCCGAGGAAUCUCAUGCCACUUACGGUGCGGCUUUCCACGGUGCCAUCACUCAGGCCGAGGAAUCGCAUGCCACUUACGGUGCGGCUUUCCACGGUGCCAUCACUCAGGCCGAGGCACGCCGCUUGCUACGGCAGGAAGGCGACUACUUGGUUCGCAUCAGCAGUAGCAACUCACGGCAUGAACCUGUUUACACCUUGUCUUUGAGGUUCAACAGUAAACUGUCACAUUACAAGCUGUACUACGAUGAGACGGAGUGCAAACACUACGUGGGCAGUCAGCGAUUCGACACUUUAGACGAUCUGGUGGCUCACGGUCUGGUCACCCUCUACAUAGAGCUGCAUGCCGGCCCAUACAUCACAUACAUGUGUGACACUGUCAUCUACGAAAAGAGUCCUGCCUAUCUCACCCUAAACAGACUGAAAAAGCGCGCGGCUGAGCUGUUAGAUGGUGGCGGGGUGGAGGGAGAGGUUGACUAUGACAAGCCACACGCCUUCAGAGUGCACACGUUCAAGGGCCUCAACUGGUGCGAGUUUUGCGGCAACUUCCUGUGGGGAUUCACAGCCCAGGGGGUCAAGUGUGACGAUUGUGGCCUAUCAGCGCAUGCCAAGUGUGGGGCUAGAGUGCCAGCUGACUGUUGUCCCAGGCUCAAACAGAUGCGGGGUGUUUUCGGAGUUGAUCUCACUUCGCUGCUCAAGGUGCAGCGUCGCGUGCGCCCGUUUGUGGUAGACAAGUGUGUGCGCGAAGUGGAUGCGCGUGGACUGACCACUGAGGGCAUCUACCGGGUGAGUGGAUUCCAGGAGGAGAUAGACGCGCUGAGGGUCGCUUUCAACCGAGAUGGUGAGAAUGCAGACGUGAGCGUAUCAGUGUAUGAGAAUAUUAGUGUGAUUGCCGGGGCCCUCAAACUCUACCUACGACUUCUCCCCAUUCCAUUGAUAACCUACGAUGCUCAUCCUUCCAUCAUAACAGCUGUCCAAAUGUCGAGUUUGCGAGAACAAAAGAAGUGCCUAAAAGACGCCCUCACUCUAUUGCUGCCCGCACACUACAAUACUCUCAAAUACUUGAUAUUCCAUCUGGCAAGAGUGGUGGAACACCAGAAGGAGAACAAAAUGUCAUCGCAAAGUCUGAGCACCGUGUUUGCGCCGACUCUGAUGCCAAUACCUGACCUCACCAAGUAUGGCAGCUCGCUCCCCGACCUGUCCAAUGAGAUCGCCGCAAUUCAACUGCUCAUCGACCACUGCUACGAAAUAUUCAGCUGAUUCCACACUUUUCUUGUUUCAAUUGUUGUCCCAACGGCAACAUUGGUAGGGCGUAAGGUACGUAAACAGUUGUUGACGGUUUCCUAGUUUCUACAACAAUGGGCCAUAUGAAUAAAGUUGAGCAUUUGCUUAUACUUCUAGAAUAUUGAGCAUAUGCUUCAUUUUCUAUGAAUAAACGUGAGCAAAAGCAUUUGCUAAUGCUCAUCAACAAAAUAAAUUGAGCAUUUGCUCAAAAUUGUAUGAAUAAACUAGAGCAUUUGCUCAACUUUUGAAGCAAAUGCUUCAAAAAAGGUGAGUCUAGUCUGGAGCGGCUUUUCACCUUUUGCU
Molecule: messenger RNA, 2104 nt
Organism: Nilaparvata lugens (brown planthopper)
Lineage: Eukaryota; Metazoa; Arthropoda; Insecta; Hemiptera; Delphacidae
Product: N-chimaerin
Exons: 10
Coding region: 218-1777 (519 amino acids)
Biological process (GO): regulation of GTPase activity; signal transduction
Molecular function (GO): GTPase activator activity
Source: RefSeq, a predicted model, not a curated record